This is a messenger RNA of Thermothelomyces thermophilus ATCC 42464, 1433 nucleotides long. Its product is annotated as L-threo-3-deoxy-hexulosonate aldolase. The record is from RefSeq and is a predicted model, not a curated record. Gene Ontology annotation, molecular function: 4-hydroxy-tetrahydrodipicolinate synthase activity. NCBI's taxonomy places the organism in Eukaryota, Fungi, Ascomycota, Sordariomycetes, Sordariales, Chaetomiaceae. The transcript has 2 exons. Bases 156 to 1154 code for a protein of 332 amino acids.
CCACUUUUGCCGUCUCGUACCCUUCUUUCACCCAUCUCCGUCCUCCGCUCUCACGUGUCUCUGAUAAUCUCCUCCUCCACCGUAUACCGGCUCGGCGUCUCUUCUUGGUUCCCAGUCCUGCCACCCUCCGUGCUCCCCAACCGGCCGCGUCCAUCAUGACUGUCGCCAACGGCACUGCCAAUGGCGCCGCCAGCGGCAGCAGCCAGGCCACUCGGAGGCCCCUGCCAUGCGGCAUCUACGCGCCCACCAUGACCUUCUUCGACCCGGAAACCGAAGACCUCGACAUCCCGACCAUCAAGAAGCACGCGGAGCGCCUCGUGAGGGACGGCCUCGUGGGCCUCGUCACCAUGGGCUCCAACGGCGAGGCGGUCCACUGCACGCGGGAGGAGAAGCUGGCGGUGACCCGGGCGACAAGAGAGGCGCUCGACGCCGCCGGCUUCACGCAGACGCCCAUCAUCAUCGGCGCCACCGAAGGCAGCGUCCGGGGCACCGUCGAGCUGUGCAAGCUCGCCCGGGACGCGGGGGCCGACUACGCCCUCCUGCUGCCGCCGUCCUACUUCCGCUUCCUGAUGGACGAGGAGGCCGUGCACGACUACUUCGUCGCCGUGGCCGACGAGAGCCCGCUCCCGCUCAUCCUGUACAACUACCCCGGCGCCGUGGCCGGCAUCGACAUGGACUCGGACCUCCUCAUCCGCCUCGCCCAGCACCCCAACAUCGUCGGCACCAAGUUCACGUGCGGCAACACGGGCAAGCUGACCCGCGUCGCCCUCGCCACCGACGCCAAGACGCCCUCCUCCGAAGGGUCCGGCUACAUGGCCUUCGGCGGCAUGUGCGACUUCACCGUCCAGACCCUCGCCAGCGGCGGCAGCGGCAUCAUCGCCGGCGGCGCCAACGUCAUGCCCAAGGUCUGCGUGCGCGUCUGGGACCUCUACGCCGCCGGCAAGACCGACGACGCCAUCGCCCUCCAGCGCGUCCUCUCCCGCGGCGACUGGGUCCUCACCAAGUCGGCCAUCGCCGGCACCAAGUCGGCCAUCCAGUCCUACUUUGGCUACGGCGGCUACCCGCGCCGGCCGCUGAAGCGGCUCGACAAGGCCCGGGUGGCCGCCAUCGAGGAAGGGCUGAGGGAGGUGAUGGAGAUCGAGAAGUCGUUAUGAGGAGGCGAAUUAUUAUUAGACUUUUUUUUGUCUUUGUCUCUUCUUUCUUUUUUUUUUCUUUGUCACCUUCUCCUCCUUCUCCUUAACAUGUCUUGAGGGAUUGGGAAGGAGUUGUGGCUGUAUAUAUUUCCCUGUCUCUUCUUUUUUUUUCUCUCUCUCUCCGUCUCUCUCUCUUCCACGCAGACACUCAUGCGCUCACACACAGGCACACACACAAACACACACACAAACACACACACAAACACACACACCAGGAGUGUGGAAAGGGGUUGGAAUCCC